This is a messenger RNA of Episyrphus balteatus (marmalade hoverfly), 1444 nucleotides long. RefSeq names its product serine/threonine-protein kinase S6KL (gene S6KL). The transcript has 9 exons. Bases 186 to 1376 code for a protein of 396 amino acids. Gene Ontology annotation, molecular function: ATP binding; protein serine/threonine kinase activity. Gene Ontology annotation, biological process: protein phosphorylation. NCBI's taxonomy places the organism in Eukaryota, Metazoa, Arthropoda, Insecta, Diptera, Syrphidae. The record is from RefSeq and is a predicted model, not a curated record.
GAAAACUGAAAAGAAAAGAAGUGAAAAGGCAAAAAUACUAGUGAAGAAGUGAAAGAAAUUUUUUUCCGUCGAAGUAGAAAACUACUUUUUUUGUUUUUCAACUAUGUAAAUUCUUAAAAAGAAGUAAAAUAUAUAUAUAUAUUUUUUGUUAAGAUAAUAUUAUUACAUGAUUUUCCAUAAUUUUAAUGGAAAAUACUGCAAACAAACUUGAGAGAAAAUCCCAAAGCCAGAUUGAUUUAAAACAACAGAAAUGUGAGAUUGCUGAUAGUUGUAGCGAAUUAAAUACAAGUCGCCAGAGCUCUGCGUGGAAUUUAAAUAGCUGUGUUAGCAAUUGCUGCACUGGAUCAUCAAACCCCUUCAGAAGUAAAAAGUUUCAAAGCACAACUGAUAUAUCCCGUUCUCAAGAACCUUGGCACAGACCGCUGACAAAUUGUAUGUUCGAUUCUCAUUUCAAGAACAUCAACCGAACUGAAGAAUUCCAAAUUGACCAUUUGGUAGCUAAAGGUGCUUUUGCUUCUGUAUUCAAAGUAUUCCCCAAGGAUAAACCUCGGGAGCAUGAAUUUGCUCUUAAGUCAAUAAAAAAGUCGAAGGUAAUUAGAAACAAUUGUGUGAAACAAAUUAAAGAAGAAUCAGAUAUUCAAAAACUCUGUGGCCAUCAUCCUUUUAUUGUUCAACAUUUUGAUUCUUGGCAAGAUCGACGCCAUUUAUAUAUACUUUGUGAAUACGUGUCCAACGGUGAAUUAUUCUCUAAAAUAUCCAAUUUCACAACUGAACUUAUUCGACUUUAUGUAGCCGAGAUAGCCAUUGCAAUCGAUUUUCUUCACAACGCUGGAGUAAUCUAUCGCGAUGCCAAACCUGAAAACAUUCUUCUAACACAUAAUUUUCACAUCAAAAUAACGGAUUUCGGUCUGAGUAAAUGGUUGAAGUUAGGAGCGAAAACAAGGACAAUGUGUGGCACUCAUCAAUACAUGGCACCAGAAAUAUUGCGCAAUGAACCAUAUGGGCAUUCAGUAGAUUGGUGGGCACUUGGUGUUAUAAUUUGUCAAAUGUACACAAACAAAUUCCCUAAUAUCGAAGAAAUCGUUAAACCAUCAGCUUUAAACGAUGAAAAUGAUAUUCUUUCCAAACCAAUAGUUUUUCCAGAAGAAUUUGAUUCCGUUGAUCCGGAUGGAAGAGAUGUGAUUCGUAGACUUUUAGAUAUAAAUCCAAAAACUCGUUUACAUUCCGUCAUGAGCUUACAAAGAAUUGCACUUUAUAAAAAAUUCAAGAUUGAUAAGAAAUUCAUACAAAAUAUAACUCCAAUGGAUAUUAUCAAAAAAGAGAACAUAGUUCUACGUGAUUCUACUGAAGAAUUAACUUUCGACUUCCAGUUUUAGUUAACAAUGGCUUCCCUUAUAAUAAGUUUAUAAAAAAUUAUUAAUUUUUUUUAGAAUAAUUUAUAAAU